UGAUGUUCAGCCCCCGCCCCCCGGUAACGCUGAAACAGACGCGCUGAGUUAAGGCCCCAGCCGCCCCCCGUCACCUAAUGUCCGGGCAGCCCCCGUCGAAGCGGCUCCAGGACGCUGCGGAGCCUUAGCCAGGCCGGGGGAGCCGCGUUCCCAGCCCCACGAGUCAAGGGUGUUUCCUCCGCCCUGGGCAGCGAAUGUUAAAGUUUAGUCCUACAAGCUUUUUCUCAUGGAUGGACCGUUAUUCUUAUGGAGCUGUGAACAGGGAUCUGACUACAUGGAUCAUUUUACAGGACAGGUCAUAGACAUCACAACGGAGAGGUCCUGUAUCAAAACCAGGGAAACCUAGACUUGACAUUUCAGUUAACCUUCAGUUAAAAGAUGUCUCAUUUCUCUUGUGAAGAUGAAGCUCUGUUGCAGUCUAUGCUCAGACAAUUACUGCAGAGUGUGAAGGAAAAAAUCACAGGAGCACCAUCAGUGGAAUGUGCCGAAGAGAUUCUUUUACAUUUGGAAGAAACAGAUGAAAAUUUUCACAACUAUGAGUUUGUGAAAUACCUUAGACAAUACAUAUGUAGCACUCUGGGCUCUGUGAUUGAAGAAGAAACAGAAAAAUGUACCUCUGCUCAAAAUCAGGGUGAAGGAUCUGGUUAUGACACUCUUGUCCAACAUGUUACAAAGAAGACUCGGGAAUCAAAAGAGUACAGAGAAAUGAUGCAUUCCUUGAAGAAUGUCAUGAUGGUGGUGGUGGAAUCUCUGAUUAACAAAUUUGAAGAAGAUCAGAUGCGUAAUAAGGAGAUGCAUAGGAAAACCAAGAAAGAGCAACAUAGUGCUUACUAUACAGACAACUGCUCUGAUAGUGACUCAUCAUUCAAUCAGAGUUAUACAUUCAUGAAUCAAGAACAAUUACAGCUACUUGUGGAAAGGCUUGACCCUGCUCAACCUAAGGAGGUGCGCCAGGAAGCAAUGCAGACAUUGUGUUCUGCGCCUCCCUCUGAUGUACUAAACUGUGAGAGUUGGUCUAAUUUGCGUAAACAUCUGACAAUGUCUCUCUCGGAUCCUGAUUCCACAUUCAGUGACAAAAUUUUGAGAUUCUAUGCAAAGAUCUUUUCAUCUUCUCCACUAAAUAUGACAAGGGAAGUCUAUACAAGCCUAGCGAAACACUUAGAAUUAUACUUUCUUUCUGGAGAAAAUUGUGUUCCUACUAUUUCAGAUGGUAUAGACAUAACUAACCCAGAAAUAAUUCGUUUACUUAAAAAGGUGCGUCUUCUAAAUGAGUACCAAAGAGAGGUUCCCUCUUUCUGGAUUCGUCAUCCAGAAAAGUAUAUGGAAGAAAUAGUUGAGAGUACCUUAUUGCUGUUGUCAGUAAAACGUGAGCAAAGACACCUUGUCUGUCCAAAACUUUUGGAUCCAGUCUACUUCUUGGCUCUGCUUGAUAUCAAAGCCGUGUGGUUUAAAAAAUGGAUGCACGCAAAUUAUAGCAGAACAGUGGUACUAAGGCUCCUUGAAAAGAAAUAUAAAUCUCUGAUUAAUGCAUCUGUUCAACAGUGUGUUUACUACUUUGAAUCAUGUGAAUCAGCAGUUGAUGCAACUUCCAGAGUUAAUGUUUUGCCCCAGCAGUACAGCAGCAAUAACCAGAAGACUUUCUACUCAGGAAAAGAAUUACAGUAUAUCUAUUUUGUUCAUUCACUGUGCCUUUUAGGAAGAUUGUUGAUAUAUAAACAAGGCAGAAACCUGUUUCCUAUACGGCUGGAAAAUAGAAAAGAUUUCAUAUCCCUAACCGACCUGUUGGUACUAUUUAUUCGAUUUAUUUAUUGCUCUCCCACUUGCCCAACGACAACUCUGACAGUGCACACAGGCAAUUAUUCUCCAGCAAUCCUUGUUACAGAGGUGCUGCAAAUUCUGUGUGACCGAACUGAAUGUGCUACUGAAUGUUUAUAUACUAAUACAGUGAUAGAUGCACUUCUUCAUCCCAUUCAUAAUUUACUGAAUGGAAAAGAGAUGUAUAUAAAUUGCCCUGAAACCUCUUUAAUACAUAUAGCUGAUAUUUUGGCAAGGAUUGCUGCUGUAGAAGAUGGCCUUUCUCUUCUCCUUUAUGGAGGAAACAUGAACACUGCCAAAAAGGAUAGUCUUACAGCAGCUCAUACAAUUGUUCAAUUUACAAAGAAACUCCUUGAUGAAAAUAUUUCUGUUUUGUCUGGAACCGAGAUGUUGCCAGCCCUUAAAGGAGCUUUCAUUUUUGUGUGUCGUCAGAUGUAUGGUACCUGUGAAGGUCUGCAGGUGCUGAUUCCUUAUUGUUUGCAUGAAUCCAUUGCUGACGCUUGGAAGAAGGCUAGUUCACUUUCAGAAAGGAUUCCUACUCCUGUACCUGGGACAGACUCUAUUUCAUCAGGAAAUCAAGAGUCACAAAACAUUAUGGUAUGGGAAGAGACUUUAUUAGAUGAUUUAUUAAACUUUGCUGCCACUCCAAAAGGUCUUCUUCUGCUUCAGAAUACAGGAGCCCUCAAUGAAUGUGUAACCUUUAUGUUCAGCAGAUUCUCAAAAAAACUCCAGGUGAGUGGAUGUGAAAGGUUUGGUUAUGGAGUGAUGGUUACACAAAUGGCAGCGACAUCUCCAGGUGCAGUAGCUCUGCAGCGUUCAGGGUUUAUAAAAACACUUAUAACUGAAUUAUGGGCUAUUCUGGAGUGUGGAAGAGAUGAUCUUAGAGUAACUCACCCCAGUUCUACUCCAGUAGAUCCUAUUGACCGAAGCUGUCAGAAGUCUUUUCUAGCGCUGGUAAAUUUGCUAUCCUAUCCUGCUAUUUAUGAACUGAUAGGUGAUCAGGAGAUACCAAAUAAACCAGAAUAUUCUCUCCGUGAAGUUCCUACAAAUGUUACUGAUGUAAUUGACAGACUUAUAAUUUUGAAUUCAGACGCUAAAAUUCACUCCUUAUUCAAUUAUGAACAAUCACACAUCUUUGGUCUGAGGUUGUUAAGUGUGCUGUGCUGUGAUCUAGAUACACUUCUACUUUUAGAGUCUCAAUAUAAACUAUCACAAGUGCUUCUAAAUGCCCAGAAGGAGAACAUCAUAGAAACUUCUGAAGGACCUGGAAAUUUUAUAAUUGAUGGUCUAUCGGUAGAGAGAAACCAUAUUCUUGUUAGGAUAAAUCUUACGGGAGGACCAGCGGAACGGAUUUUGCCUCAGAGAGUACUAAAUAAGGGCACUGAUCCAUAUCCCUGGUCAAUGUUUUCAUCAUACCCCUUGCCAAGGUGCUAUCUUUCAGAAGCUCCUAGGAAAGCUGAUUUUAGACAAGAUAGUGAUCUCAACAAGCUGUUGGCAUUCUUUAAAAAUCCAGAUAAACAGCUAGUGUGGAUUGAAAACUGUAGAAAACAGUUUUGCAAAAUCAUGAAAGCCAAACCUGAUGUCAUCAGUGGAACCAUUUUGGCAGAAUUAAUUGAAAAGUUUGUGUUGCAUCUUUCUGAAAACCCAUCAGAAUGUUACUUCAGCACUGAAGGAUAUGAAGCUGAUGAUGCAAAUGUGAAGAAUGAAAGCCUUUCAUCUGUGCAGCAGCUUGGCAUUAAAAUGACAGUCAGAUAUGGUAAAUAUUUAAAUUUGCUGAAAGAUGGUGCUGAAAAUGAUCUGUGCCUGGUGUUAAUGCACUGUGACAAAUUUCUGAAACAACAGCAAACAUCCGUAAAGUCCUCACUUCGUUGUCUGCAGGAAGGUUAUGCUGGCUAUGACUGGUUUGCAUCGUCUGUAUUUCUGAUAAUGUCAGGAGAGAGAGAGAAAACAUUAACAUUUCUUCAGCAAUUUUCCAGUCUUCUCAUCUCAGCAUUUCUCUGGCUGCGAAGACUGCAUGUUUCUGUACACCUACCUAUUGACACAGCGGAAUCUGGCAUUCACCCCAUCUAUUUCUGUAGUGCUCACUACAUUGAGAUGUUGCUGAAGGCUGAGUUGCCUCUUGUCUUUUCAGCUUUCUACAUGUCUGGUUUCACUCCAUCACAGAUUUGUCAGCAGUGGCUAGCUCAGUGUUUCUGGAAUUACUUGGACUGGAGUGAGAUCUGUCACUACAUUGCUACAUGUAUUUUCCUUGGUCCUGAUUAUCAGAUCUAUAUGUGUAUAUCUGUGUUCAAACAUCUUCAGCAAGAUAUUCUGCAGCACACACAGACCCAAGAUCUACAGGUUUUUCUCAAAGAAGAAGCACUCCAUAGAUUUCGAGUGAGUGAUUAUUUAGAAUACAUGGAAAGCUUGGAGGCAACCUACAGGCCAGUGCUGCUGAGAGACAUGAGGAACAUUAGAAUGCAGAGCACAUAGAUCAAGCAAACAAGCAUUUCAUCUUCAAGCUUUAGUUAAGUUCUGAAAGGGAAUGCCGAUUGUUUUAUAUCAGUCUCCAUAAAAAUUCAUGCUGUGGAAAUAUACAUAUGUUAAAAUCCAUAAUAAAUGUUUUCAGAAUAUAGGUUUUUGAAGGGGACAUCAUCUGAAUUGGAUCAACUGAAAAAUAAUUUAUUUCUCCAGCCAUACUGUAUGUACUCCUUAUUUUUAUUUGGUAGAUUGCUUGAGAAUCUGCCCGUAGCUAACAUAGGGGUCUUGUUUGUAUUCUCUGGAAGCUGUUCCCAAACUAAUACAUUUUGGUCAUCUCCUACCCACACCAUCUUACCUAAAACUUUAAAAUUCUGCACAGGUCUGGCAAUAAGAAGCAGUACUGAGAAUAAUCACUUGGGUAUCCUGUAAUUAUGUGAAUGGGGAUGAGCAAAACCAAAGCAGCUUUCCUGGAUGCAUCUGAUCUGACCUUGUGGUUUGGCUGAGGAAGAAUAGUUAAACCCAAGUGGAACAAAGGACUGAUACUGCCCUCAGCCAUAAUGGUUUCUAUACCAUAAAUAUAUAUUUGUAAUCUUAUAUGCUAAUGUUAUAUUCUCAGAAUGGAUAAAUGGGAAGGCAGAUUACUAAAAUAUGCAGUAUUCAGUACAGUCAUUUUAUCGAUUGGUUUGAUUUGUACAUAUUACCAUUAUAUAAAAAAACUUGCACUAAUAAAAGCAAGGUGAUUCUGAGGUAAAUAAAUGAGCAGUGUGGAUUACUCUUCUGUCCGAUCUGGAGUCAACUUCAGAAAACAUGUCAAAGAAGAUAAGUGUGACAUCAGUUCUGGAAAUUAGUGAUGCAUUUGUGUUUUUAUACAAUGAUUGAUUUCAACAUUCCGAAAUGUGUGUUUUGGUGUGUAUAAGCCUGGGUUUCUGAAACAUAAGUCAAAAUAAUUUUGUUAUGUAUCACUAAUACAAAAAUGGAAAUUAAUCUAAAAUACUUUUUGCAAAACGUUCAUUAAGGUUCAUUUAUUUGUUUUAUCUUUUCUGUUCAUUGUGACUUCGACAGUUAAAAUACUGACUGGAAAACUGGAGUAUAUAAAAAUAAUUCCAUUACAAUGUAACCUAUAGUUCUGUUAUUACAAUAGCCUGGCAAGUCUAUAAAAGAAAAUUCAGUGAGUUAGCUUGACAUACUGGACUUUUUGCCCCAACUGAUAUGAAUUCAACAAAGGAGUCCUAAAAAUGGUACUAAAAGCACAAGAACUACUUUAAAAUUACAUUUUCCAAACUUGUUUCCCAAUGUAUAAUAUAAGUUUAUGGUUCCCUUUCUUCCCAUUAUACCGGUGAGUUAUUGUAUUUGGUGUAGAGAAUCUUGCUGUGCUUUGUUACUGUUUUUAAAAAGCUGCAUCACAAUAACAGGAAAAACUGAAUAGAAAAAAGAGGCUAUAAAUUAAUUUUGAAAUGUUCUCUCCCUCUCUUGAUUGGGAUCUGAGGGAAGAUGAAGCAGGUAACAAUCUGAAUUCAUCUUAUGUUGAGAGGCCAAAUUUUAUGUCACCAAGGAAAGUCUUGUGACUAAAUAUACAACAGUUUGAUUAGUUGAUAACAGUUGUAAACUGUGCCAACUACUGAGAGUCUUUUUCACCUUAAUUUUGUACCAUACACAUCCUCUGAUUUUAACAACUGAGUCAAGGCCAAAAAUGAAUGUCCAACAGUUUCUUGGAUUUCUAAGACCAUGUAGUUAUGAACGAAGGCUUGUGCUUUCCUGGAAUAGCAAAGGUAUUGGAUUUUCAGUGCUUACCUGCUGGUAAGAUCCCAAAGGCUCUCACAGAUGGGAUGUUGCCCCAGGUAUCAAAGGGAGGAGACAAAGCAGAGCACUGUUCAGCUACUCCAUUGAAUUUGAGAUAUACAGAUUUGUGCUCUGUGCAGACUCACUAGCAACAGCCAUUGCUCUCCACCUUUCCUGUAACUGUGUGGGUUACUCAUAUGUCCAUAGUGAACAUGAGGUUAUAGAGUAUCCUUUGGCUGGUUCUCCAUUGCCUUCCCCAUUAACAUAUUAGAAAGAUGGUAUUUUGGCUACAUCUUGUCCUAGCAUGCUGGGAGAAGAUUGGGUGCUAAAUGUUCAUUUUUGCUCACUUUCAUUCCACAGUGAAAUCUAAGAGAAGAGUUUUCACCUGUACUUACAACAGGAAAUGACUGUGGGGCAAGCUAGCAAAUGUUGACUUGUCAAAGGCUAAGUGGGUACGCAUGUAUGUGCUUGCAUUUGCAGAAGAUGAACUCCAAUUGGAACUUUAUUCGUGUAUAUCAGUAGGAGGAGGUCAUUAUUUUAUCUCAUUUAAAUUCAGAAAUGUAACUUGAAUGUACCAAUUUAUUCCAGAUUCAAUAAUGUGUAUCUUGUUCCAGUUUUCUUUCCCUGUCAGACAACUAUUAGUCUUAUAAUUGUGGAUGAUGUAUUUACCUGCAUACCUCUAAAAACGGUUCCCUGUUUUAGCAGACUGAGGGCUGUGCACAUUUGUGAUCUCAGCCACAGCUAUUUAUUUAUACAUUGUAGUUUUGAGCACCUGUAUAUGCAUUCUUUUUUCCAUUAGAUGUCCCUUAGAAAAACAGAGCCAGUAAUAAUUUUGAUCAAAUUGUUUUGUUGUAGGCCAAAUAUGGAGUAAAUGCAGAAAGGUUAUUAAUUAUUCUUUUUUUUUAAAAACAACAUUUUAAACACCAAGACAACUAAUGUGAAAUGUUGAAAGAUGAUCUGGAGCAUAAUCACAUCUUUAAAUCCAUCAAACCACAAGGAGUCAGACUUGAGAAAACGACCCCUUACCCUUUACAAAGUCUGUGAUUCAGUGGAUGAGGAGACAUCUGCUAGUGACUUUCUAGACCGGGGCUGUGAUCAAGUGACAAAAACUUCUCUUCAUUUAGAGGGACUUCAUACCCCCAUUUCUCCCCUUCAAUAAGAAGCAGCAUCACUCUCCAUCUCUUCUUCAGGAUGGAGAGAAAUCUCGUCAGAAGGGGCUUCAUCUCCUAUUGCUUCUCAUCAGUAAUAGGACUACUGAAAACAAUCAUGCCAUUGGUGAAAUCGUGUUCCUAUUGAAAUCAGUGGCAAAACUCCCAUUGACUUCACUUAGGCCAGAAUUGUAUCCUGUCUUUCUUCAUUGACUUUGAAGAAUUGGUUUGGGAGAGAAUUGUGUGAGUGCGCUUGGGAGAGAUUCCCAUAACCCUCAUUCCCCUGCCCCUUCACAAAAGCCAUAAUCUGGCCCUAGAGAUCGGACAUUUUUAAAAAAGAAAGCAGUACAAUCUUUGUGCACUAAUUUCAGUCACCUUUCUGAAGCCAAGUCUUGCAGCAGUGAGCAGGAUGUUGAGUCAAUAAGGAACAUUAGCAGCUAAGUGACAUGUUCCAACUGAACACUGCAGUAGUCCCACUAGUAAUUACAGAACAUCAGAUUUGUAUUUCACUCAAGAUUAUUGUACUGUUAGCAAACAGGAGGGCUUUUUACCCAACAUCUGCUAAAUCAGCAAAGGACUUAGGUAGACACUGAAAAGAUUAAAAUGUCACAGGAUGAUGCCAUGUUGUCUAUCAAAUCUGUUUAUCAAAAUUUCAAGAAGAAAAUUUCAGGUAGAAACCUAACCUUUACAAUACCUGGAUGAGCCAUAUUGACUGUGAACUUUAAAUGUGGAUAGACAGUUCAAGAUAAUUGCGUACUAUCUGCCAAAAAUCAAAACCACAAAGAGAGAAAAUUCAGUAUACUGCAAAAGUUGUUCUUAUGCCACCAUCUAUUACAGUAAUGUCUCAGAAUGGAAGAAAAAUGAUGUGGUUUCUCUAAGUCGAUCUGUGCAUGUGGCUAAUGUCAGCACCCUAUAAUGGGGUUUUAUUCCCCACUUGAGUGAUAGAUUGGGUGUGUGUGAUAUUCGUGGUGGCAGCUUCUAUUUCUGCCAUUCUGAAUACAGUCUCUCUAAAAUAACAAGGCACAAAUUAUGUCUGAUAGUGCAAAAAGGAAAAUGUAGUUUAAACUAAGAAAUCAUAGUUAGAUUACUGUGCAAGAGUACAGAGGCUUUCCACAAAGAUUUUCUAUUUUGAUAUGUGCAAGUAUCCAGCAUAACAGUUCAUCCUGAAGAACACACUAAUAUUGGGAACAAAGGGCAUGCUGUGGUUAGUUCUAGCAGCAAAGCAAUAUAAACUACCAUAGUGCCUCCUGUAUAUGUGGGCAGAAUUGCCAGGUGAGAUGGGGUGCUCAUGAAAGUUUAAGUGUGGGAAGUAUUUUGUUACAGAGCAUGUUGCAAUGCACUAAGGGAUUGCCACCUAUGAAUGAAGCUAGCUAUAUAAAUUAGGUGUGGCUUCAUCAGAACUUUUUAAAAUUGAAAUCUAUGGUGGAAAAAAAUAAAACAUUUCAGCUCUAUAAAUCCUGUCUGUGUUGUAUCUGAGGUUACCCAGUGUCAUCACAACACUUUCUCGUAAUGUGAAUGAAGCAGUACUGUCAGUUUGGGGACAGUUAAUUCCACUCUUAAUGGCUCUUGAUUUUUUUCCUAUAUUUCCACCGGUGUGAAAUGAAUACAUACAUAUGAACACACUCAAAGGUAAAAUAUUAACUAAUAUUUGCAUUCAGUAGUGCUGGGUUUUUCAGGUUUGGGGUUUGGGUUUUUUUUUGUAUAUGUAAAUUUGAGAAUGAGCCAGAAAAUACUGACAUUUUCCAUUGCUGCUGCUUUUUUCUGUCUAUAAAAUGUGUUUGGUAGGGGCUUUUUUAAUAGAAAGAAAUUGAAACUCUUAAACUUGAUUAAAAUAGUUUGUCUUUCUUAAACUGC
Molecule: messenger RNA, 9056 nt
Organism: Mauremys mutica (yellowpond turtle)
Lineage: Eukaryota; Metazoa; Chordata; Testudines; Geoemydidae
Gene: TBC1D32
Product: TBC1 domain family member 32
Exons: 35
Coding region: 379-4287 (1302 amino acids)
Biological process (GO): non-motile cilium assembly
Source: RefSeq, a predicted model, not a curated record